AUGUCAGGUAACGGUGCUCAAGGUACUAAAUUCAGAAUUUCUUUAGGUCUACCAACUGGUGCCAUUAUGAAUUGUGCUGACAAUUCUGGUGCUAGAAACUUGUACAUCAUGGCCGUCAAGGGUUCUGGUUCAAGAUUGAACAGAUUGCCAGCUGCAUCUCUAGGUGAUAUGGUUAUGGCUACUGUCAAGAAGGGUAAGCCUGAAUUGAGAAAGAAGGUUAUGCCAGCUAUCGUUGUCAGACAAUCCAAGGCUUGGAGAAGAAAGGACGGUGUCUUCUUGUACUUCGAAGACAAUGCCGGUGUCAUUGCUAACCCUAAGGGUGAAAUGAAGGGUUCCGCUGUUACUGGUCCAGUCGGUAAGGAAUGUGCCGACUUGUGGCCAAGAAUUGCUUCCAACUCUGGUGUUGUUGUUUAA
This is a messenger RNA of Kluyveromyces lactis, 414 nucleotides long. RefSeq names its product 60S ribosomal protein uL14. Gene Ontology annotation, molecular function: structural constituent of ribosome; large ribosomal subunit rRNA binding. Gene Ontology annotation, biological process: translation. NCBI's taxonomy places the organism in Eukaryota, Fungi, Ascomycota, Saccharomycetes, Saccharomycetales, Saccharomycetaceae. Bases 1 to 414 code for a protein of 137 amino acids. The transcript has 2 exons. The record is from RefSeq and is a predicted model, not a curated record. Gene Ontology annotation, cellular component: cytosolic large ribosomal subunit; ribosome.